UGUUGCAUGUAUUUAAAAACCUUCUAUACAUUAAUGUGUGCCAAAACAUAUUUUACAAUCAAUUUUUGUUCUUCGCAGUUUUUGUCUUUUCUUCCAGCAAGUUAAAGCCAUGAUCAUGCUUGUUGUUCUGCUGAUCGCAUCAAUGUUUUGCCAAGGUCUUACAGAAGUGGGCUAUGGAGACAACUUCAUCACGGCCUUUCCAGAGAACCUAGGUUUCUUCUAUCCGUGGUAUCCCUGGAACCUUUUAAAAGUCACGGCCCUUCAUGACCAGACUACAUUCACAGUCUUCUACAAAAACACACAGAAAGCCUUACAAAUCCAGCAGUCAGGACAGACCAUGAAUGUGCAGAUUCCAAAAUCUGCUGAAGUAUAUCAGCUUGGCUCUUCGAUCGCAUCUGUCAGAGUUACCAGUGACAAAAACAUCACAGUGGUUUCUCAAAGUUGGCAGGCAACAAGCGUCCAGACCAAUGUCGUCCAGCCCACGGUUAAUCUCGGUACAGACUAUUUGAUCCCUCUGCUGGAUUACCCAGGGUAUCUUGAAUCCUUCGACCUUCCUAGGCUUGUCAGUACAACCAUGAGAUACAGCUCAUUCAGGUUACUCAUUAUCAAUGCUGUGAACAGUAAAAACACCAUCACUGUAGUCAAGCAAACAUCAACAGAUGCUCAAGAAGAGACUUUCGAUAUCGAUCCUUACCAGCUGUUCCAGCUUCAGACCAACAAUUCCGUGCUGAGGGUCAGAUCUAGCAAAGAAGUAGCUGUGAUAUUGACCCACCCGUGUGUAGAGACUGCAGACUGUUACUGUAACAUGAUAAUGAAUCAGAUUCUUCCCACAAAGUUUCAGGGUCGGAGCUUUAUCGUACCAUCCAUCUUCAAUGUGGCCGAGACCCAGUUACUUGUGCUGUCAGAAAACCCAUCUUCGCUCUUUCAUGAUGGUAACCAGUUAGAAGCUAAUGCCUCAGAUCUUCUGCCGUUUUCAAACCUGGAGACAUCUCAACUGGUAAAUGCUUCGGACAGAGUGUCCCUCAGACUUGUCAGUCUGGGCCUCAUUGUGGAGUUGAUCCCAGACACCAUGUUUUUUGCUUGCUACCUGCUGCAGUUUUCUACACAAAAUGGCAGGGCUGUGGUGAUAGCUGAAACAGACAGCAAAGAUGAUGUGCGCACACAUAAUGGUUUGCUAUCAGCAUCUAAAUGGACUGCAAUUGCCGGCACAAAGUACUCUUCGACUGAAGUAACUAUUCAAGACCGAAGUGCCACAAUCUGGCAUCCAACCUCAAAGAUUGCUGUUUAUAUGUUGGAAUAUGUGCAUGCGAAAGUACUUUUUGGAGGCCCAGCUAUACCCAUCACUGAAAAACCAGAUCUUCAUGGCUGUGCGUUGGUUCCUGGAGCAUUUGCAGUUGGACCUGACCCUCUGAGUUGGACGCAGUCGUUUGAGUUCUGCAUGAAUAAUGGAAAUCAGUUUGCCUGUCCUGUAAGCAAAGCCGUCCUGAAGGACAUGGCUGAUAGCCUGACCACGAAGGACGGGACGGGCUGGAUCGGUCUCCGCCGCAGUCUACUAACUACAGAGUGGUACUGGCAGGAGGACUAUGAACCCAAUGUCAAUUACGUCCACUGGGACGAUGGGCAACCACUGGACCUUUUGAAGGGCUUAUGUGCUUCAAUGUCCCUGGACCCUAAAAAUGAUUUCAAAUGGCAGAGUGCACGCUGCUGUGAUAAAAAGAAGCCUGUCUGCUACAAAAGGCCAGUAUGCCUCAAUCCUUCACAAAACUGGUUUCUAAACACUAUUCCUUAAGUUUAGUGCUUACUAGUAAUGCUAUUCUUCUUUAGGCU
Messenger RNA from Rhinichthys klamathensis goyatoka, 1827 nucleotides. RefSeq lists its product as uncharacterized. Bases 110 to 1789 code for a protein of 559 amino acids. Lineage: Eukaryota; Metazoa; Chordata; Actinopteri; Cypriniformes; Leuciscidae. The transcript has 3 exons. The record is from RefSeq and is a predicted model, not a curated record.